GUCACCUGGCUAUAUUCUUUUUGGACUCUUGGGUUUUAGCUCUAUUAGUUAUUGAGUUGUCAGUUAUCUAAAAUUGAAGCAAGCAUAUUUUCGGAUGUUCAAGUUUAUCAUUAUCACCGAACAUUCAUGAUAUGACCAUCCCAUAUUUCUUUGUAAAGCUAUUUAUUGACGGCCGGGCUUCGGUGCGGAGCAUACCCCAUCUUUUGCACUCUACCUAGUCAGAGACCAGCCGAACAAAGAUAUUUACCGACUGAUAUUUCCAUACCGAUACCAAUACCGGUAAUCAACCCAUUAAACUACCGGGGCGAGACCGACCUGGCCUUGCAUUGCAUUAGGUGGGAGCCGUUGGAAAGAGUCGUGCAUUGAAGAUUUAGUGUGAUUUAUCAUCUUUGUUUAUCCUUAGAAAUCACGCAAGGUGAGAUACAUGCUGGAGCAUCAGGGUCCAAAUGUGGAUAGUGCAAGUGCCAUCCAGAGAAUGGCGAGCUUUUCGGACAAGAUUAUAUUCUGCCUUAGUGGCAUGCUCAUCCUUGUCUUAUUUCUUCGGACAAACAUAUAAGAGCUUCUCUUCUCUCUCUGUAGUGCUAUUCUAUUCCGCAGUAGACUAAGAGUCAAGGUCAUUCUUUUCUGGUUUCGAAAUCAUCCUGUCUGGUUUUUUCCCACAAUGUAUUUCUCAUCCACCCGACUCGUUGCUUUGAGCAGCAUACUCGGCACCUCAUUUGCUCGACUUAAGUCUGUCGAGGUUGAUACUUCAUCGCUCGAUAAACUCUAUACCGCAGCUCUUAAAGAAGAUCGAAAAUUGGUCGUAGCUUCAGGUGGUGAUGGUAAGUAAACCUUUCCUUGACUGGCGCUGAACGCGGGAGUCUUCAACCAUACAGACAUUCACUGACAAGCUACAAGCCGGAGUCCAAGGUCAGGCUAUAAGGGAUGCCUGGGCCGCACGAUUCCCCAAGAUCUCGCUUGAUCUCACUGUCGACCUAUCUAAAUACCACGACAGUCGGAUUGAUCGCGCACACUGGAAUAAUACCGACACUGUCGAUAUUGCCCUACUUCAAACUCUCCAUGAUUUCCAGCGAUGGAAGGAAGAAGGUCGUUUGUUGUUUUACAAGCCACCAACUUUUGCGGAUUUGUAUUCGGGAGAGAAGGAUCUUGACGGUGCCUUUUUGCCGGUUAGUGUUAGUAAGUAUUUAUCCAUUCUACCUAUUCCUCAGAAGUUUAGUACUGACUCCAUUUUCAGAUAGCUUUGGCACUUUUGUCUAUGAUAGCACUUAUGUACCAGAUUCUGAGGCCCCAACCAGCUAUGCCGACCUUUUAGAUCCCAAAUGGAAGGGUAAAAUUGUAGCGACCUAUCCUAACGAUGACGAUGCGAUCGGAUUUCUCUUCUCCAUCAUCAUUGAGAAGUAUGGGUUUGAGUGGUUAGAGGGAAUGGCAAACCAAGACGUCCAAUGGGUCCGCGGCACUGGUACUCCUGGCUUCGUUAUCCGCGAUAACCAUAAUGGCGUCAACGCGUCCGCUUCCGGUUCGUCACCAAAAGGACGUGUUCUCACAUUCACCUCUUACCCACCCGCAAAUGCAACAACCGUUCACUCCGCCGUUCCAGUGGCCCCAGAGCAACACAUGUCAUGGAGUCAGACUAUUGCGGCUUUCGCCUCUUCUAAGAGACCACAAACUGCUAAGUUGUUCUUGGCUUGGAUUACAAGUGAUGAGUACCAGAAGAAUUCCACUACUGGAUCAGUCAGAAAGAGUUUAGAUAUUGGUGGCAAUCUGUACGAAAGUAACACUACUCAAACUAUUCAAUUCAGACAGUUCAUGCAGGACCGCAAGAGGGUCGAGUGGUGGAAAUUGCAGUAUGAGACUACCUUGGGAACGGCCCAAGGUGUUGGCCCUAUGAUUUUGUACCCUUAGUUUCAGUCAGAAGAGAUGUGGCGGGCUUAGAGGAAAAGUAAUGAAGUGUUGAGUUGCGGAUUGCCGAGAUUUGUGGAGGCGGAGUUGAUCGUGCUUGCACGUUGUAUAUAUUCUCUUCUGACUGUCUGUGACAGUCUUUAGGCUGCACUCAGUUUCUCUAUUUGAAAUACAUAGAUUUAAUAAUCA
Molecule: messenger RNA, 2088 nt
Organism: Sclerotinia trifoliorum
Lineage: Eukaryota; Fungi; Ascomycota; Leotiomycetes; Helotiales; Sclerotiniaceae
Source: the annotation of a GenBank genome assembly